AGUGCUUAUCUUGCGCCAAUGAGAAUCAGACGUGAUUGCUGCGUACAACAUUUACCGUUGCCUGAACAGUCUGUGUGUCAGUGUUUGUUUUGUAUUACACCGCGUUCGUUCGCUCCAUCCCCCGCAUAGUACAAACAUUCGAGUGGAAAAUUUUUUCAAUUUUCAAGGCGGUAUCCACCGAUUUGCUAUAACUUUUGUAUAUUGUUGGGCUUAUUGCGUAGCAGAAGUGUAUGCUCAUUGAUUGGCCAGCGGCUGGCCAAAAUUCCUGUUGACUGUUUAGACCGUUCAUUCUUGGAUGGGUGUAAAGCGUAGUAUGCAAGUAAACUGGUGCAACAACAAGGACUGUUUGGGUCUUCGUAAGCGUGUCUGCGGAUUGCAUCAAACCUGGAAGUGGCUUCACCAGACGCCCGCCCUGCACGAAUACCUCAUCUCCGCUAGCUCUGUGGCAGCAGAUACCCAGGUCCUAACCAGCGCGAUCUAAAGUCCAAACCAACAAACGGCCAAAAACAAGAAAAAAUAUAUA
Messenger RNA from Drosophila navojoa, 523 nucleotides. RefSeq lists its product as uncharacterized. NCBI's taxonomy places the organism in Eukaryota, Metazoa, Arthropoda, Insecta, Diptera, Drosophilidae. The record is from RefSeq and is a predicted model, not a curated record.